CAGCCAUGGCGGGCGCGGCGCUGGCGGGGGCCGCGCAGCUCUGGUCGCUGCUGGACGAGAUGUUGGAGAGCGACCCCCAGGCCUACGGCCGCUUCCUGCGGCAGCAGCGCGCCGAGGCCGAGCGGUUUUGCGCCCCGCCGGAGCCUCACCUGUGCCUGCGGGCCCGGCCCGCGGUGCGUGCGCGGCCGGCGGGGCUCGGCCCCCCCCGCCUGGGUGCCGGGAGCGGGGGCGAGGGGAGGGUUGCGAGGCCGCAGGGUGCUCAGCCGCCGCUUGGUCUCCUGCAGGACGUCAUCGGGGGACCGCUGUUCAUCAACGUCUGCGGCUGGAAAAGGGUCCCGGCGCCCAAGGCUGCCGCUGACCCCACUCCUGUCAGCGUGGGGCGGCUAGAAGAAGCAUCUGGCGAAGGAGAGCUUUGCAGGAUUAUAGAUGUUGCAUACAACCCAGCUGUACUUCAGAGGGCUGAAAAGCCAGAGGAGACGGAGCACCUGAUCCAUUUGACUCUCAAACUCAUCGAGGAGCAAUGCAACCUCCUUCUGCCCUAUUCAUACACCAUGGAGCCAUUCAAGUUGAAAGGAAGCCUGGCAAUGAUGCAGCAACGGCUGGAAGGAAGGCAGAGGCCAGCUCCACAGCUCAGCCAGAACACAAAGGAGCUGAGCCUUGAUCAGCUGCUGCAGGCUGUGCAAGCUGAGGACUGCAGCAAUGCCCCUGUGCUGCUGGAGGAGGAAAGUGUGACACAAUCCAGAAGGCCUCUGAUCGAGGAAAUCACCAGUCCUGAAAUAAGAGAGGAGCCAGCUGUCCCUGCCUAUGAAAUCAUCACUGUGAGGGAUGCAAAGGAGAAACCACUCCAGCUGGAGCUCAAGAUUUGGCUGCCUAAGGUUGGCUCAGUCUCUGAGUGUGACCUGAGCAUCUCAAAGGAUGACAUCACCAUGGAAGUGCCUGGACAAUACCAGUUGCAGCUGGAUCUGCCUGAAUUGGUGGAUGAAGAAGGAGCUACAGCAGUAUUUCACAGAGGGAAAGGGCUGCUGUUUGUCACACUGCCAGUUGCCAGGCCAGGGCCUUAAAGACUGCAUUCCACCCUCUGCCUGUUCACAGAUGAGCCCAGGAUGAGAAUCCAGCAUUCAGAUGGUGAUGAGUUGGGGUUUAUUUAAUUGAUCUUCUCCUCCUCAGGGCUGAAUACCUCACAUGCCCUUAGAAGAUGGAUGGAGAAGAGGAAGGCUGGAGGAAUCCAACUUAGGAACAG
Messenger RNA from Dryobates pubescens (Downy woodpecker), 1240 nucleotides. It is a transcript of the gene PIH1D2, whose product is annotated as PIH1 domain containing 2. Gene Ontology annotation, biological process: rRNA processing; box C/D snoRNP assembly. Gene Ontology annotation, cellular component: R2TP complex; cytoplasm; ribonucleoprotein complex. Bases 6 to 1061 code for a protein of 351 amino acids. The record is from RefSeq and is a predicted model, not a curated record. Lineage: Eukaryota; Metazoa; Chordata; Aves; Piciformes; Picidae. The transcript has 4 exons.